UCAGUGAUGUAAACCUGCAGUGCGUGAUUUGUGGACAUUUGUUAAUAAGAAGUGUUUGCCAGUGGAAUCAAAUCUUUAAUGGAAAAUAACACGUGUAAUUGUUGUUUUAUAGCCUAAGAGCUCCAGUUGUAGUUAAAAAGUUAACAACACGAUAUUAGUUGAGGUUGUCAGGCAGUCACGUUAGUAAUCGUCUAUUUUGUUUGAUUCGCUAUUGUGUUUGAAUCGCGCCUUGCAGGAAGCUUUACUCAGUUGCUGUUGUUGCUUUUGAACGGAAGAACCAAUAUCACCGGAAAGCCUCAGAAAAUAAUCGCUGAACGUAUUGGGAAUUGCAGGUGGUUGAAAUGUUAACUGCUAAAGAAAUAGAAUUUGCAAAACAGCUGUUGGCAUACUUGGACACAAAUGACCUAAUAUCUUUGACAAAAACAACAACAAAUGAUGUCAUUGUACCGACUUCAAGAAGUGAUGCAACUGCAGCAAUUUUGCUGCACACAGAGACAAUUGAUGUUCUGCUUAGCAGGAAGAAAUUAACCAAAGAAGUACUGUUUAAAUACUUGCAUGAUAGACAGCAAAGUGUCUCUUUGAGUGAGCCUAAGGAUAAGCUUAGAAAACGCAUUUUGCAACUCUUGGGUAUAAGUAAAAAAAGAACUACUGUGAGGUUUGAAACUGGUAAUUAUAACUGUGAGAACAGAUCUGAUGAUUCUGGAGCUGGUUCUGAUGUCUCAGGCUCAGAAGACUGUGACGGAAGAGGUGGAGACAGUCAUCACUAUGGUUUGGAGCUUCACAAUUAUUCAAAUCCACUGUCAGACUCUACAGGUGUUCCAAACGUUGUGCAGGAUACAGGUACAUACCAGGAUCCCACAGUAACUACUGAUGCAGUGUGCCAUAUGAGUGGAGAUAAUAGAAUAGCUGUUCAGGCAAACUUUCCUAUCACCGAAUUCAGUCAGCAGUUUGUGACCUGGUUCUAUAAACUUCUGAAUGCUGGUGGUGUUGGGGAAGAACACUUUUGGGCAGAUGCAGCAGCAGAAAUGUUGUUAUUGCCAGGAGAGCAGGUCAGCCAAGGUAGUGCAGCCAGUGGUGUUUCCCAGUUGCUUGACUGGGUUAGAAACCAGUUGGGUCUUGCUUUUAAUCCUAAUGUGACAAGAGAAGGUGUCCGUGGUAGGUUUGAUCCACACGGACUUAUAACAAUUGUUGCAUGUGGAACGUUACAUACUCCAGAUCGGUGUGUUGGUGUCUUUACUCAGAAAUUUGCUCUCGCAAGAGAUCCUUUCUCAAACAACAAUUGGAAAGUGAAGAACACUAAGGGAGUUCUCCGUUGCCCUGGCAAUGCACUGGAUCAGAGUACAUUAGUAAUACCCACACUUGACAGCGCAGCUUCUGACAUAGCAUUACUAGAGCCGUCUUGAACAUAUUGCUGGUCUGAGUAGAACAUUCAUUAUUACUGUUGAGUGUUAUGGCUCAAAUUUGAUCCACCUGAUUAAACAGAGUAACUCUGUCAUUAGACUUAAGUUCUGUACUUGGACAGGAGGCCGAAUGAUGGGUGUGAAUACAUGUGCUUAUGUGUUUCAGUGUAUUAAUAACUAAUUUAUGAAGCAUAAAGAAGAUAAUACUCCCAGAGUUGGGUUUUCAUUUAUCACUCACACUAAAUUAUUUUUCUAUAAUAAAAAAGGAAUGGUUGUACUUCUUUAAGUAGCCUGUGUGUGAAAAAAUUAUAGAAUAUGUAAAUUAAAAACCAGUAUUGUAUUCAUUGUAAAUGAAGCUACAUAUCCAAACCACAUUGGAUAAUUAACACUGAGUGACUGGUGAUGUUUUAUCAGUAACUGUUAUAACCUAAUCACAAUUGUAAUACACCUGCAAUAACAAAACCUCUGGUGAUAAGUUUUCAGUUUCCUUCUGCCACUCAUCAUGACAUCAUUUCCCUCCCAUUUCCACACUUCUGUGAAUCUACACCAUCCGAGCACAAAGUUUAUGCAUCUAUUUCUGCUCCUUUCUCAAAACACUUACCGAGUGGGGUGAUGCAGAGGUUUGUACACUUGACUCUCAUACAGGAGGAUGACAACUGGAAUCCCUGUCCAGCCCUCCAGAUUGAGGUUUUCUGUGAUUUCCCUAAAUCACUCUAGGCAAAUACUGGGAUGAUUCCUUUGGGGGAAACACACAUCUGAUUUCCCUCCCGCAACCUUUUGUUGUCUGAGCAUCCUACAUCUCUUAUGACUAUACUAUCAAUGGGACAUUGAAUGCUAAUCUUCCUUCUUUUGCAAAAUACUUUUACUGUGCAGCAACAAUAUACUCCAUAUUAUCUCUAAAAUUGAUACAAUUGCAGUGGAAGAGCUGUAACCACUUCCAGUACCAUCUGAGGAGGAAGCUUUCCAAACUACUGACUUCCUACGCCCACCAGGUAAGACUAUUGCCCACCAAAGAGCCCAUCACUUUCGUCCAACCUGUCCAUCAGUGCCACGUAGCUGAUAUACUCCAUUAGUUGCACAUCCUUUAAAAACACUACUCCCAAAUACUCUGCAGAUUCCUCAACCUGUCUUCCAAAAAAAUGACUUUGGAAGUAAAAGGCCUUCCAAAAUGUCUCACCUUCAAUCCCAAACGUAGGUCCAACUGCGCUAGGCUUGUCAAAGAGCUAGUUAAAUUCGAGGUAAGCAUUUUUUCGCCACCCAGCCUACUGACAACAGCCAGAUUGCCGACCUCUUAUCUGGUCAAUCAGUUUGAAUCCUAUAUAGGGAUUGUGCAAUAUCAUGACAUUAUUGCUGCAGCCAUUUCUUACUGUUGCUUGUGGCUUCUAAAAAUAUAUGCCUUAUUUCAUUACUCAUUUAAAUAAUUGGUCAUAGGUCUAAUGCUAGGCUUGUAAGAUCAUUACUUAAUAUAGUGAUGGAAAGCCCAUGAUAGGAAAAGUUAACAAAAAUAAGAAAAUGUAACUUCUUUCCUACAGACAAAUGAUGUAUGGCACAUGCAACAGAUUACAGUAUACCUUUUUUUCCAGUGUAAGUGCACAGACUAUCACACAUACAUCCACACCAACAGCAAUUCAACUCGGUGAUAAUGACGAUAUCAACUUUUUCCACUAUCAUUCCAAAGUUGCUAUAUGUAUGAGUUUGCUUUGAAAAGUUCUCGGAAUCACCACAAUAGGUCAGCGCUAGUGCAACAAGUUGUUCAUGUGAUAUUCAUUGGACCGUUGCCGGUAAACACAUGCCCCGUCAGCGUCCUUGGAAGAGAGCUGUGGUGGUGACAAGGCUCUGUUGUUCCCACGUAGUGAUUUGCGAAGAUGGAAAACACUGAGAUUUGAGCACUCGUAAAGAAAGGUAUGAAAGCAAAGGACAUUUAUGCCGAUUCCCAGAACACACUUGGGCACUCUGCUACUUCAUACUCAACUGUCGCCAAGUGGACAAAUGAAUUUAAAUUUGGUUGGGAGAACUUAUUUAUUUUAUUUAUUUCAUUAACAGUACAGAGUAACCCACCGCCUUGAAAUGUAAGGUGGGUCGGAUGCUUAUGAAUCUAAUAGCAAACACUUCUCAUUGUUACAUUCUUAUUGGUAUCCAGUUGUUAAUGCUUUUUUAAAAAAAAAUAAUAUAAAGAAUAUAAUAUAUAGAGAUUUCUCUGAGGUUACAUCAAAUUCAAUGCUGAAAAAUUGUUAAAAUGGUUCCAUAUAAUUUGUU
Molecule: messenger RNA, 3656 nt
Organism: Schistocerca nitens (vagrant locust)
Lineage: Eukaryota; Metazoa; Arthropoda; Insecta; Orthoptera; Acrididae
Exons: 5
Coding region: 342-1403 (353 amino acids)
Source: RefSeq, a predicted model, not a curated record